AUGGCCGAGGGCGGAAAGGCGGAGAAGGUGCAGUGCUUCGGGCGCAAGAAGACGGCGGUGGCAGUGGCGCUGGUGCGCACGGCGAAGGAGGGGUCGAAGGGCGGCCAGAUCCGCAUCAACGGCUGCCCCAUCACCACGGUGAAGCCGGACAUCCUGCGCGUUAAGGUCUACGAGCCGCUGCUGCUCCUCGGGGCCGACAAGUGGAAGAAGGUGGACAUCCGUCUGCGCGUGAAGGGCGGCGGCUACACCUCCCAGAUCUACGCGCUUCGACAGGCUAUUGCAAAGGGCAUCGUGGCAUAUUACCAGAAGUACAUCGAUGAAGCCUCCAAGAAGGAGAUCAAGGACAUCCUCAUGGCCUACGACCGCUCACUGAUCGUGGCGGACCCGCGCCGCUGCGAGCCGAAGAAGUUUGGCGGCCGCUCAGCGCGCUCUCGCUUCCAGAAGCAUAGCCCCAGAACGCUUCGCGUGCGCAGCAGAGGCUCCCGCGUUGCCAGCGGAUGGGAGGCCGCAAAAGAGGCUGCCAAGAAGGCAUCGGAGACGGCCACCUCGCUGCAGCAAAGUGCUCAGGAGGCCGCCAGGAAGGCGGCCGAGCUGCAGCAGAGCGCCUCCGCGCUCGCGCAGGGCGUUCUCGAGGCGCGGGGGCCGCACGCGUUCGACGCUUGCUUCGAGGAGGGCGGCCUGGGCUUCAGGCUUGAGGGCGCGAGGGUCGUGAGCGUGGAGCCCGAGGGGCAGGCGGCCGCGCUGGGGGUGAAGGUCGGCGACCGUAUCGUCCUGGUCGCUGGGGAGGCGUUGCCGGAGCCGCCGGAUGGGAUCGACGACCAGCAGGAGAUCGACACGAAGCUCAAGCGGAUCGUCGCGAAGAGGAUCCAGGCGCAGCCCCGCCCGGUCUGCCUCACCUUCGAGUCCGCGCCCGCGCCUGCACCGGCCGUGGAGCCCACUGGCCCUGGUGCGGCGGUCGCGGGCAGCCCCGGCGCGGGAGGGGACGCGGACGGGUGGGACGCGGCGCUGGGGUGCGCGGGCGCAGAGGUGGGCGUCCAGGAGGACCCCUCGACGGUCACAUGUUGGACCCGUUCGCCCGUGGCGGCGCCUGCUCGCGACGCGGCCUGGCUCUGCGACUCGGUUGCCUUCGCUCUCGCCGCUCAGGACCUGCAGAGUUUCACAGGACGCCGCAAGGGCAAGCCUCGCGCGACCGUCGCGUGGGCGCGGCGCGCUGCUGCAGGCAUCGGGGAUGUCAUGGAUGCAGCGCAGCACAGGUGCACGCACUCAGACGGCGACGGGUGGGGCGUGGACAUCGAGAUGGAGGCGCAGGACUGCUCGCCGAAGGAGGCUGCUGCCGGCGAGGAGGCCGCGGCGGAGACCGCCGCGCCGCGCCGCGACGCCACGCCGACGGCGCAGGACGGCGACGGGUGGGACGUGGACAUCGAGAUGGACACGCAGGACUGCUCGCCGAAGGAGGCAGCUGUCGGCGAGGAGGCCGCGGCGGAGUCCGCCCCGCGCCGCGACGCCACGCCGACGGCGCAGGAGGGCGGCUCACCAGAGGGCGCUGCCCCGGUCGAGGACGGCGACGGGUGGGACGUGGACAUCGAGAUGGACACGCAGGACUGCUCGCCGAAGGAGGCAGCUGUCGGCGAGGAGGCCGCGGCGGAGUCCGCCCCGCGCCGCGACGCCACGCCGACGGCGCAGACCGACGGCGACGGCUGGGAUGCGGACAAAGAGGUGGACACGCAGGCGGGCUCGCCGAAGGAGACCGUUGCCGACGAGGCCACGGCGGAGUCCGCUGCACGCCACGACGACGCGCCGACGGCGGAGGACGGCGGCGCGCCGGAGCAAGCCGCCCUGGCCGAGGGCGCGGCGGACGCCCACGCAGCUGCCGCCGGCAACGGCGGCUCGCCACGGGAGCAGGACGGCGACGGUUGGGAUGCGGACAUCGAGGUGGACACGCAGGAGGCCGCUGCCGCCGAGGAGGCCGCCGCGGAGUCCGCUGCACGCGGCGACGCCACGCCAACGGCGGAGGCGGCCGUGGACUUCGGCGCGGCCGUGGACGAGGCGGGCGGCCUCGACGUGGCCAUCGAGUCGCUGGGCGGCUGGAGCCUGGACGACGAGGUGGACACCGGCGACUACAAAGUGUGCGUCUACGCCGGGGUGUGGCCUGCACUCGGCGCCGUUGGGGCCUACGAUCAGGAGCGAAAGCAGGACGUGCACGGAGAAAGUAUCUUCGCGAGGCUUCGAGGCUUCCUGUCGCGGCUGGGCGCGUACGUCUCCGGGCUGCCUAUAGGAAUGACCACGCUGUGCUGA
Prorocentrum cordatum is the source of this 2295-nucleotide messenger RNA. The record is from the annotation of a GenBank genome assembly. NCBI's taxonomy places the organism in Eukaryota, Dinophyceae, Prorocentrales, Prorocentraceae.